Leguminivora glycinivorella is the source of this 1699-nucleotide messenger RNA. RefSeq lists its product as uncharacterized. Bases 205 to 1662 code for a protein of 485 amino acids. The transcript is spliced from 5 exons. Lineage: Eukaryota; Metazoa; Arthropoda; Insecta; Lepidoptera; Tortricidae. The record is from RefSeq and is a predicted model, not a curated record.
CAGUGUUAUUAUUCUAUUUAUUUAUUUAUUGUGCGAGAUCACUUCGGUGUGUUACUGUUGAAUUAAAAAAAGAAAAAUUUCCACUUUAAGAUAGUUUUUGUUACAAUUUGUAACUGCGUUCAAUACAUUAAACUUUGUUAACAUGAUAUUUAAAUUUAAUACAAAAAACAAGUACGAGUAAGGAAUUCCAUCAGAUCCUAUAAUAUGGAAGUUUGGAAGCCGGACGCCGAUCCAGACGCAAUUGUUGACCAAUUGAUACAAAAAUAUGAUACGACUUCUAUGCCGGUACCAGAUUUAGAAACCGACCCUCAUCUUCUUAUCUCAAAGGUCCGAAAACACUACAUGGAAUAUCUGAUUAAAUUAUUGUCUAUUAACUAUGAAAAUAACCAGAAAUUGCUAAAUAAAAAUAUAUAUUUGCCCAGUGCUAUAUGGAGAUGUGCCAAAAAUAUUGAAACAUCUGCUGUUCAGGCUUGUAUGGUAGUGCAGCUCUACAGGAAGAAUAUCCAGAAUGUGAUAAAUGAAUUAAAGAAUGACACCAAAAAGGGGAAACUGAACAAGAAAUUAUAUGAUUGUCUACACAGACCACCAGAAAAUGAGAAAAAACUCCAAACAGACUUUAAAACUUCAGAAAACUGUAACUGCCAAUGCAAGUGUAAUGACAGAAAGAAACGCCGCAGGGUCUCAAAUAAACAAAAUGUGACUAGCAGCAUUUCAAUUGAUAAAUCAUUUCAUAUGAAUGAUGUUGAUUCACUUUGUAUUCAGAGUAUUCCUUCCAAUGAUAAUACACUUACUAGCUAUGUGCUGCCACCAACAUCUACAGCUUCUGAUAUUUUAACACAAACUGUUUCCAAUCAAGGUUCAUUGAGCUAUAUAAGCCCACCGAAGGCUAUGGAAAUACCAUAUUCAGAUGAAUUAGCAGAGCAGUUGGAAAAGCUAUUUCACAGUGAUCCCAAUGAUGAUGAUUUAUUUGAAGGUACACUCUGUUCCAAUGACUUUCUUUACAAUGAUAAUGCUAAAAAAGUUCCAGUUGAUCAUAUGGCAUGUCCUACUAUUCCUCAGACCCAAGUGACAAAUAGCAAUGUAAUAGAAGCUCACGAAGCUAAAAUAAAAUCCUUAGAUGAAAGAGUGGCUUCAUUGGCUGGCUUGUUAGCCAACUCUACUGAUAAUCCGGCGCCUCUGCAAACAUUCGAUGAUCAAGCAAGAACAGACAAUCAAAAAUCCAGGAAUCAGAAUCCUGGCAAAUGGUUGUGUGAAGAGUAUUUUCUGAAAGUCCGUUUGUAUGAAUUGUUGGAUUUAAUAAGGGAAACUAACAGGAUGGGCCAUAUGCGGAUUAAAGAUUUAUUCCGAGACCUAUUUGGUGAUGACAGUGACGAUGAAGGGGUAGUUUCUCCACUGGAUGAGACACCGGAAUUUGUUGUUAGUUGCAAAGAGCGCAUAGCCCCAUGGGUCGUUAAGCUGUUAACCCCAUACUAUACUAAAGGACGCAUUCGGGGCAAAGCUCUCUUCAAAGCUCUAGCAAAGCAUUUAAUAAAAUUGAUAUAUCAGUGCAGUCGGUAUCCUGAUGAAUAUGAAGUAAGCAGCUUUGUUACAGACUUCCUGAAUAAUCACAAGAUGAUAAGGUGUGAAGCGGAUUUCAAACAAUUCAGGAUUGAGAAUUUGUGAAAUUAAGUCUAAAAGUACACAGUAACUGAAAGUUGUA